AUGGUGGAUGCAUUGGCAGAUGCACCGGCUGAUGGAGUGGAGAAAGGGACGGCGGCGUUGGUGGCCGGAACAGUGGACGCGGCGGUGGCCGGAGUGGUGGCAGCGGUGGUGUUGACGUUGGUCGACAUUUCCAGUAAAGGAUUAAGUUUCGAAGUUAUAAAAGAGACGUUACGCCUGUUCCGGGUGGGACCGAUGCUUGUCCCACACGAGUCGUCAGCUGGUUGCACGGUGCCUAGCGGGACAAUGUUGCUUGUGAAUACGUGGGCCAUAUACAGAGGGAUCCUAAGGUGGGAGGAUCCGAUGAAAUUUAAGCCCGAGAGAUUGUUUGACUUAGAAGGGAAGAAAGAAGGAUCGUUUGUGAUGAUGCCGUUUGGAUAUGGGAGGAGAGGCUGCCCUGGUGAGAACAUGGUGUUGCGCGUAGUAGGCCUAGUCCUGGCAUCGCUCAUUCAAUGCUUUGAAUGGGAGCGCCUUGAUUGGGAGAUGGAUCGGGGCUUACGAUGCCCAAGGCUCAACCGCUCGUAG
Molecule: messenger RNA, 522 nt
Organism: Salvia splendens (bonfire salvia)
Lineage: Eukaryota; Viridiplantae; Streptophyta; Magnoliopsida; Lamiales; Lamiaceae
Product: cytochrome P450 81D11
Exons: 2
Coding region: 1-522 (173 amino acids)
Cellular component (GO): membrane
Molecular function (GO): oxidoreductase activity, acting on paired donors, with incorporation or reduction of molecular oxygen, NAD(P)H as one donor, and incorporation of one atom of oxygen; iron ion binding; heme binding
Source: RefSeq, a predicted model, not a curated record